Molecule: messenger RNA, 800 nt
Organism: Humulus lupulus (European hop)
Lineage: Eukaryota; Viridiplantae; Streptophyta; Magnoliopsida; Rosales; Cannabaceae
Exons: 4
Coding region: 136-627 (163 amino acids)
Cellular component (GO): nuclear membrane
Source: RefSeq, a predicted model, not a curated record
ACCUCCAAUGCGAGAAGAAGAGGCAGUCGCCAGUCAGAGCAAGCAAAUCCCACCAAAGCAGCUGGCUCUUGAGAGGAGAGAUCGGGUCAAAAAUUAAGCUUGCAUUGGCAGUUUGGAUCUGAAUCAAUAACAACCAUGGAGGAGCUGAGAUCCGCAAUGGAGGAACACAUGGAUCAAAUGGCCGAUCUUGUUCAGAAACUCUCCGCCGAACUCCGUACCGGUCUUCGACCUGCUUACGAUAAUUUCAUCGGUUUCUUUCACGCCAUCGAUUGGAAGGAACCUUGGCUUAUGGGCUUACUGGGAUUCCAUUUCUUGUUGCUGCUGACAACCAUUGCUUCAAGGAAAAAUCUCAAUUUUCAGAUGAUUCUCUUUCUUCUGUCAUUGGCUGGUGUAUUUCUCGCUGAGAGGCUCAAUAGUCUCCUUGGAAAGAACUGGAAGAGCUUCGCUGGCCAGAACUAUUUUGAUCCAAAUGGAGUUUUUCUCUCUGUGCUUUGGUCUGGGCCUCUUCUCUUCAUUGCAAUCAUAAUUUUGAUCAACACACUCUUUUCCUUGUGUCACCUCAUUGUUCGGUGGAAGAGAGCAGAACUUAGACAACGAGCAAGGCUUUCCCGUAAUAAGCAAGAAUAAAUUUCAUCUCAGUUGAACCAUUUUUUCCUUGUGGCUUUAUAUGUAGAGAGCUUUAUAUAUCUAGGGUGAUGUUCAAUGUUACAUUGCUGAUGCAGAGCAGGGUACGAAAUUUUGAAUCUUGUAGAUUAUAAAGCCAAAGUUAAUGGAUGUUUCUCUAAUGACAUUCUUUUUUU